This is a messenger RNA of Nicotiana tabacum (common tobacco), 875 nucleotides long. Its product is annotated as large ribosomal subunit protein eL20z. The record is from RefSeq and is a predicted model, not a curated record. NCBI's taxonomy places the organism in Eukaryota, Viridiplantae, Streptophyta, Magnoliopsida, Solanales, Solanaceae.
UUAUAUCCACGCGUUGGCGUGAAACUUACCAGCUAAGCCAAGCUGGAAUAUAUAUCAGCGAACCGUCAGCGCACCACAAAUCGAAGACCGCAAAAUCGCCGAUCACACCGGCACGACGAUCUGAUUCUAUCAAUUGGCGUCAGCAAUAAUACGACUUCGCUUUGAUCCCGAAACCCUAACCCGUUGCUCGAUCUCUAUCUCUAUCUCGGUGGAAAGGAUGAGUGAAGAAGGCGGGAAAAACAGGGCCUCUCCGGCCACCGGCGAACCGUUGCCGCCAAACUAUUACUACGGUACGUUUCAAGGAGUGGCCAAUCAUCCGCCUCCUCCUCCUCCACAGUCUCAGCCGGUGUUUGGUUUUCCUCAGCCCAUUCCUCCGCCUGGUGCCUCCGGCGCUCCUCCUCAUUACUAUCCUCAUGGUUAUCAAACUGUUCCCGGUUAUGCUGUUGCCGAAGGUAGACCUGUAAGGGAGUACCGGCUUCCUUGCUGUGGCAUGGGGAUUGGCUGGUUCUUGUUCAUCUCUGGUUUCUUUCUUGGUACCGUUCCUUGGUAUAUUGGAGCUUUUCUUCUUCUGUGUGUGCGGAUUGAUUACAGAGAGAAGCCUGGACUUAUAGCAUGCACAUUGGGGGCCAUGCUUGCUUUAAUUGCUGUGACUUUUGGUGUGACAAAGGCAACUCAUUCCUGGUGNGGGGCAGAGAGCAACUUUAUCGAUUGAUUUUUGUUUGUAAGAUGUCUCUCUUUUUCAAUAUGUAUAGCAAUUAUUGACUUGGAUGGUUCUUAUAUUGAACGUACACUUGCUUUAUUAAUGUUUGUGGUACUUCUUGGUAUGCUCCAGCAGUAAAUGUGAUGUAUAUUUUUGAAACUUCCCCAACAUAAAA